AAAAUCAGUGCCCGCCGCCGGACCGUCGUCAGUCCUGCAGACUCUCUCCCGAGGCAGACUGAACACGGGCCGAGCGCGAGCAGGUCGACAGAGACGCGAGCUUGCACCGAGCGGCACCUCGGCGGAGGCCGGCACGCCAGCAUGGCGAGGACACUGUUGCUUUUGGCCAUCGUAGUGGCCCUGGGGCUAUGCACCUCGGCCGCCCCGUUUGAAGUGCCAGACACCUCCGACCUGGAAGGCGUGGGAGGCGACGGCAGAGGCGCCAAAAUGCGUCGAUCCGUCGAGGACAUCGCUCCCCACGACCCAGCAGCCAUGCUGGAAGGCGGUGGAGGCGGCGGCGGCGGAGGCGGCGGUGGUGGUGGAGGCGGCGGGGGCGGCGGCCGCAAGCGUCGUGAUGCUGAGAACAUCAUCCUGGAAGAGAACGCAUCACUCCUUGGAGGCGGCGGCGGCGGUGGCGGCGGUGGAGGCGGCGGAGGCGGCGGUCGCAAGCGUCGUGAUGCUGAGAACAUCAUCCUGGAAGAGAACGUAUCACUCCUUGGAGGCGGUGGUGGCGGCGGAGGCGGCGGAGGUGGAGGCGGCGGCGGCGGAGGCGGCGGUCGCAAGCGUCGUGAUGCUGAGAACAUCAUCCUGGAAGAGAACGUAUCACUCCUUGGAGGCGGCGGCGGCGGUGGCGGCGGAGGCGGCGGUGGUGGAGGCGGCGGCGGUGGCGGUCGCAAACGCCGCGGGGCUGAGAACAUCAUCGUGGAAGACAAUGUAUCACUCCUUGGAGGCGGCGGAGGCGGCGGCGGUGGUGGCGGCGGCGGAGGAGGCGGAGGCGGCGGUGGUGGAGGCGGUGGCGGCGGCGGCGGUGGUCGCUAGCGUCGUCCAUAGCCCAAGCCUUCGCAGCAGUGCAACAACGGAGGCGACCGUUGAAUUACAACCCGUCAGAGCGUCAACCACCUACGCGGGAGGAGAAACAAGCGAUGAGUUAUCAUUUCGUGUGACUAUAUUGUGUCUCUUGUCAACAACAAAUAAAAUUAUGCUUCACACUUA
Messenger RNA from Thrips palmi, 1032 nucleotides. Its product is annotated as glycine-rich protein 23-like. The coding region runs from base 142 to 858 and encodes 238 amino acids. The transcript has 2 exons. The record is from RefSeq and is a predicted model, not a curated record. Lineage: Eukaryota; Metazoa; Arthropoda; Insecta; Thysanoptera; Thripidae.